Mercenaria mercenaria is the source of this 593-nucleotide messenger RNA. RefSeq lists its product as uncharacterized. Lineage: Eukaryota; Metazoa; Mollusca; Bivalvia; Venerida; Veneridae. The coding region runs from base 134 to 532 and encodes 132 amino acids. The transcript is spliced from 3 exons. The record is from RefSeq and is a predicted model, not a curated record.
AGAUAACAAACUGCGGUUUAUAUUUCAAAUACAAAAUACAAUAUUAUGAAACUAUAAAACAUUAAAUUUGUGAGGCGACAGAUAAAUUGUGAAAUAUUAACAUCCGGGUAGGAAAUUAUGUGGUUCAUGGAAAAUGGAUGAUUCUGAGAUUGCGGGUAUUCUUCUAGCUGCUGUAAUUGUUCUUGCAUUAAUAAUAACAGUUCUCUACAUCAUAAUUAGUUAUAGACUCUGGAAAAGAAGCCCAGAAGCAGAGCGGCGAAAUUUCUGUCUUAACAGAAUAUUCAGACAUAACAUGGAAAGUCGGGAAAGGAAGAAAGUCGACAAACAAAAUAAAAGAAAUCUUGACAUUGAAGUUAACGGAAGCGGAAGUGUAGAGGGCUGUGAUAAUAAAGUUUUUACGACUGCUGGGUAUAGUAACGUACAAGAUGACGUGGUCUUAAAUCCUGCAUCUGUGACUCUAGAAGUACCAAGGUCUCCAAUAAGAAAAUCAGCUGGAACUUACUCUGUUGUGGACCUUAACGAUGACGGUUGAAAUUUAUUUAUUGCAAUGUUUUGUAAUUUUAGAUCUAUAUGAAUACAACAAAAUAUGACUA